This is a messenger RNA of Solanum verrucosum, 1608 nucleotides long. RefSeq names its product ABSCISIC ACID-INSENSITIVE 5-like protein 7. Lineage: Eukaryota; Viridiplantae; Streptophyta; Magnoliopsida; Solanales; Solanaceae. The transcript is spliced from 5 exons. Gene Ontology annotation, cellular component: nucleus. Gene Ontology annotation, biological process: positive regulation of DNA-templated transcription. The record is from RefSeq and is a predicted model, not a curated record. Gene Ontology annotation, molecular function: DNA-binding transcription factor activity. Bases 165 to 1409 code for a protein of 414 amino acids.
AAAGAGUGGGUAAGGUGUAAGAAGAGAAGACACUUGUCGACUCCAGCAAGCCCUAAAUCAGCGAAGAAGAAGGAGACGACACGCUGCUGCUCUUUCCUUGUUUCUUCCCUUCCAUUUCUUCUGCACAUACAAGGAUAUUCAAAUACCCUUUGAGAUCUAGUAACAUGGGAUCUUACAUGAAUUUCAAGAACGUUGCUGACACGCCACAGCUGGAGAGCAACGGGGGGAAGUCAAUUGGUAAUGGUGAUUUCCCUUUGGCUAGGCAAUCUUCGAUAUACUCGUUGACGUUUGAUGAGCUUCAAACUACAUUUAGUGGCCUUGGAAAAGAUUUUGGAUCAAUAAAUAUGGAGGAACUGUUGAAAAGCAUUUGGACAGCUGAAGAGUCUCAAGCUGUGACAUCUUCUACUGGUGGAGAAGGAGAUGGGAAUGCACCUGUAGGAAAUCUACAGAGGCAAGGUUCUUUGACGUUACCUCGGACACUUAGUCAGAAAACUGUUGAUGAAGUAUGGAGAAACUUUCAAAAAGAAACUACGGUAUGUACUAAAGACGGAAGUGACACUGGGAAAUCAAACUUUGGGCAGAGGCAGUCUACCUUGGGAGAAAUGACAUUGGAGGAUUUUCUGGUGAAAGCAGGUGUAGUUAGAGAAGAUGUGCAAUCUACUUCAAACUCAAGUGGUAUUACAUUUAACAAUGGUUUAAGUCAACAGAACAACAACAAUGGUUUCAACAUAGCAUUUCAGCAACCAACUCAAAACACUGGACUGUUGAUUAAUCAAAUUGCAGGCAAUAAAAUGUUGAAUGUGGUUGGUCCCACAGCCUCACAGCAACAACAACCUCAGAAGCAACAGCCUCUUUUCCCCAAGCAAACAACAGUGGCAUUUGCAUCUCCUUUGCAGUUAUCAAAUAAUGGUCACCUGGCUAGCCCUCGAACAAGGGCUCCUGCUGUUGGAAUGUCCAGUCCUUCUGUAAAUGCUAAUAUGGCUCAAGGCGGAGUUAUGGGGAUGACAGGAUUUUAUAAUGGAGUUUCACCAGCAAAAGGAGGAUCCCCUGGAAACGAUUUUGUUGCAAGGAGCAAUGUGGAUACAUCGUCUCUUUCACCUUCCCCUUAUGCAUAUAGUGAAGGUGGAAGGGGAAGGAGAUCCGGUAGUUCUUUGGAAAAAGUUGUGGAGCGAAGGCGUAGGAGGAUGAUUAAGAACAGAGAAUCUGCAGCUAGAUCAAGGGCUCGGAAGCAGGCCUAUACUUUAGAGUUGGAAGCUGAAGUGGCAAAGCUAAAAAAAAUUAAUGAAGAGUUGCGGAAGAAACAGGCUGAAAUUAUUGAGAACCAGAAAAAUCAGCUAACCGAUAAAAGGAAUAUGCCACGUGGAUAUAAAUUAAGAUGCUUGAGAAGGACACUGACAGGACCUUGGUAGAAGAAUAUGGAGUUGAAGCAAAAAUUGCUGAGUACAAGCAUAGGCAAUAGUUGGGUGGAUGGGAUUGCUAGUUAUGAUCUGAUUCAGAUCUACCUUCGUCACAUGUGUGGUAACCUUAUGUAUGGUAAGGAGAUGGUAUACCCAUUUAUGUACAUUAUGUAAACGAUUUGCUUGUAUGAAUUCCUCUGUGUACUUUUAA